Messenger RNA from Camellia sinensis, 1372 nucleotides. Lineage: Eukaryota; Viridiplantae; Streptophyta; Magnoliopsida; Ericales; Theaceae. The record is from RefSeq and is a predicted model, not a curated record.
UUAGCAACUAAAAAUGAUCCGUUACCAAAGUGUUGUUCCGUUCAUGUCCACCAACAUGAACCCACUUCGGAGACACAGUGAGAGAGAGUUCCAGAGAGAGAGGAGAGUGGGCAAAUUUCAUUUCCCCAAAACCCACUUUUUUGGGUUGAUUUGAUUUUGAAUCUGUGUGAAGGAUAAAAAUGGUAGCAAAAACCCCACCAAAGCAGAGGAAAAUGGUGGCUCCUCUCAACCCCACUCUUCUCAGAGACACGGUUGACAAGGUGGAUAAGUGUAUGGAAAGAUUGCAAGAGCUUCAAUACACAGUGUCAGGUGGGAAGAAGGUGAUAUCAGGUGUGAGCCUCAGUCCUCGCAGUACCAGAGGUUACCUGAGGACUAGCCUCAGGUGCAAACAAGAGUCUUUGAGGAUCAAGAAUGCUAACUCUCGGAAAUCAUCUCCACCAGGGAAGUUGCCAACAAAUACAGGGGAAUGGCGGCGAAUGUCGUUGCCGGCGAUGCUCGUCGGAGAAACAGUCGGAGAAAUUCUACAAGCAAGUCUAUUCGCCAGACAAAUACUCACAUCCGUCUCUUCCAAAUCCUCCUCCGACAACCCCAAAACUCCGGUGAAUCUCCGGCGACAGCAAAACCAGACUCAACCAAACCCUAAAACCUCCGAUCAACUUCGAUCUCGAAGAAACAGAGAGAAACAAGUCAAAUUGCAAUCGAUCCGAUUGGAAUCUGACUCUCCCUCCCUCCAAAGAGCUCGAUCUCGCAUCAAUUUCAAGCAGCCUUUCCCGGAAAACGAGAAGGAAAAUGUACGCUACUCUGCGAACAGAGUGUCUCCGAGGAAUCGGCCUUGGGCGAGGAAGACUGUGCUAUUUCCGAAUCCAUUGUUUCAUUCAUCGCCGCCUAAAAAUCAUCACAAGUUCUGCAAGACGAAGUCUCCGCACAAGUUCUUGAUCAGAACUAGGUCUCCGCCGCCGCUUUCUCUUUCUCUCCCCCCCACCAGAUCUACGAGCUUGAGCAAGAAGAAUGCUUUGAAGCCUUCGUCAUCAACUGCUGCGAAGCUACGCAGAUCGUUUUCGCCUUCGAGAUUGGCGAAUAGAUUGGUGUCGCCAUUGAAGAGCAGCAAGACUGUGCAGAGGAGUGAUGAUGGGCUAGUGAUUCGUUCCGAUUCGACUCCCAUGCGAUUCAAUGCUCGGAGAAUAUGAAAGGUUCAUCUUCUUUUUUCAUCGUGUUAAUUCUCUGUUUGUUUGGAGAUUGAAUUGAUUCUAUUUUCUUGUCUGUUUUUUGUGGUAUUUUCUCUCAAUGUCCAUUGUUGAUUGUUUUUAUUUUUUCUUUACUUUUGAUAUGUAAUUAUGAGGUAUUCAAUCAAUAAUAAGAUUUUCUUGUGCAA